AUGGAGAACAUGAACAAUGUGUCUGAAUUCAUCCUCUUGGGACUUACACCGGAUCGGAACUUACAGAAAGCCUGUUUGGGGCUCUUUUUGGUCUUCUACACAGCAAUUCUGCUGGGGAACCUACUUAUCAUUGUCACAAUCAAGAGCAGUGCCUAUCUGACUUCUCCCAUGUAUUUCUUCCUUAGUUUCCUCUCCUUCGUAGACAUUUGCUACUCCUCUGUUACUGCUCCAAAACUGAUCAUGGACUUUCUUGCUGAGAAGAAGAUCAUCUCCUUUGCUGGCUGCAUAAUGCAGCUCUUUGGGGUCCACUUCUUCGGUUGCACCGAAAUUUUUCUUCUCACAGUAAUGGCAUAUGACCGGUAUAUAGCCAUUUGCAAGCCCCUCCAUUACACAACUAUUAUGAGUAAGGGUGUAUGUAGUUGGUUGGUGGUGAUUUCAUGGGUAGGAGGGUUUGUGCAUUCAUUAGUGCAGACCCUCCUCACCAUAAAUCUUCCCUUCUGUGGGCCCAAUGAAAUUGACCACUAUUUCUGUGAUGUCCACCCUUUACUGAAGUUGGCCUGUGCUGAUACUUACAUUAUCGGCCUCAUUGUCAUUGCCAAUAGUGGCAUGAUUUCCCUGACCUGCUUUCUUGUCUUGACAGUUUCAUAUAUCAUUAUUCUAGUCUCACUGAGAACUCAUUCUUCUGAAGGACGCCUCAAAGCCCUCUCCACUUGUGCCUCCCACAUCACAGUUGUGAUUUUAUUUUUUGGACCCUGCAUCUUCAUCUAUCUGAGGCCUUCAACCACAUUUUCAGAGGACAAGAGUGUGGCUGUCUUCUACACCAUCAUCACCCCUAUGCUCAACCCUUUAAUUUAUACCCUGAGAAAUGAAGAGGUGAAAAAUGCAAUGAGAAAGUUAUGGAGCAAAAAAAGUGCUUUGGGUGGAAAAUAA
Messenger RNA from Rhineura floridana, 930 nucleotides. Its product is annotated as olfactory receptor 4S2-like. Gene Ontology annotation, biological process: G protein-coupled receptor signaling pathway. Gene Ontology annotation, cellular component: membrane. The transcript has a single exon. NCBI's taxonomy places the organism in Eukaryota, Metazoa, Chordata, Lepidosauria, Squamata, Rhineuridae. The coding region runs from base 1 to 930 and encodes 309 amino acids. Gene Ontology annotation, molecular function: olfactory receptor activity; G protein-coupled receptor activity. The record is from RefSeq and is a predicted model, not a curated record.